AUGAACCAUACCAUCUUUGAUUUCUGUACAAGUUCCUGGAUGCCAGGUCUGCUUCAAGGGUUAACAGAUAUAGGAGAAAGAGAAGAAGAGUACACUGACGAUUCACAUGAUGGAGAAGACAACACAUUAACACCAAUGAAACAAGGAUUACAGUUACACUUGCCAUCAUUGAAUAUCAUUGCUGGAAUGACAGAGUCUGGACAAGACAAACCUAUUGAAUCUAUUGAUCAGACACAAUACCAACAGAGGACAUCAUCACCAAGAACAUACAGAAACAAGAGGAGAGGCAUUCAACAAAAGACUGCGAUAGUAUUGGAUGAUUGCAUAGGAAGUGUAGAGUUUCAACAUAGUAAGUUGUUUGACAAAUUGACGACUAGCAGUGACACUAUCUCAUCAGCAUCUUCACUCUCAUUCAAGACCUCAAGAAGUUAUCUCCAACUAUCACGUCCACUUAAGAAAUCACUCUUUAAAGUUAUAUCCCAUUUAUUAAUAUCGAAACAAGACCUUUUCUACAUUUCUCUCAAUCAACCUUUUGAUAGAAAGUACUAUCCUAAGAGGUGUACUUGUGGAACAGAUCAUAAUUAG
Messenger RNA from Heterostelium album PN500, 585 nucleotides. RefSeq lists its product as uncharacterized. The record is from RefSeq and is a predicted model, not a curated record. The transcript has 3 exons. The coding region runs from base 1 to 585 and encodes 194 amino acids. Lineage: Eukaryota; Evosea; Eumycetozoa; Acytosteliales; Acytosteliaceae.